GAGGUCCUAUUUAGCCUGGGUGAAAUUCGGAGCUUUUUUUCAGGAGGGAAACUUCGUUGGUUUUGUCCCGAGUUAAGAUACGAUUCUUCAGAAAAUCCAAACGUUUCAGAAAACCGUAGGCAUUUGUAUAAUUAUUAAGGGAUCCUGAAGUCAUGUCUGGUAUAGCCUUAAGCCGUCUGGCACAGGAGAGAAAGGCCUGGCGAAAAGACCAUCCCUUUGGCUUUGUGGCUGUGCCAACAAAGAAUCCUGAUGGGACGAUGAAUCUAAUGAACUGGGAGUGCGCCAUUCCUGGCAAGAAAGGGACCCCAUGGGAAGGAGGCUUGUUUAAGCUUCGGAUGCUUUUCAAGGAUGAUUAUCCGUCUUCUCCUCCAAAGUGUAAAUUUGAGCCUCCACUAUUCCAUCCAAACGUGUAUCCUUCUGGCACAGUUUGUCUAUCUAUUUUAGAGGAAGACAAGGACUGGAGGCCAGCAAUCACUAUUAAGCAGAUCUUGUUAGGAAUUCAGGAACUUCUGAAUGAGCCAAAUAUCCAGGAUCCUGCCCAAGCAGAGGCGUAUACAAUUUACUGCCAAAACAGAGUAGAAUAUGAAAAGAGGGUUCGAGCACAAGCCAAAAAAUUUUCUCCUUCAUAAACGUCAAGACCUGUGAACAAAAUGGAAGGAUUUGGUUUGGCAAUUUUUUUUUCUCUCCUUUCUUUCUUUUAAAAUGUACCCCAUGCAUCACUUUGCAGACUCCACUCGCUACAGGACUUAUUUAAAAGCUGAAAUACUUUUUCAGUGCCAUUUACCGUUUGCCACUCAUCUUAAAGGUGAUUUCUUUUUUAAACCAGUUACCUUGUGACAUUCUUUGAGGGGUAUACAUGCUACAUUGCUAAAUACCAGAGUUCAGUCCGAUCAUCAGAUUUUGGAAGACAAGACCUCUCUGGCAAAAUGCUGUUGGGAGGGUGAGGGUAGCUUACUGUAUUUUUUUUUUUUAGUUCUCUAUAGGCGCAAGUGCAACAGCACAAUCUGGGGGUACGACUGUCCCUUUUUUUCUUGUUUUUGGCUCAAUUUGGCUUAAUUUCUUUCACACAGGGUCUAUUCCUUCAGUCUUUGUAUUUUCCAUGGUUUUAAUGAUGUAAAACUUGCUUUUAUUUUAAUAUGUCAGUAUUUCAACUGCUGUAAAAUUAUAACUUUUAUACUUUCUAUGAAUACACUAGUGUCUAUAGAUUACUUUCCAUCUGAUGCAGGCCUUGUAUUCAGCAUGUUGUAAUAUAUAAUAGCAUUUUGCUGCCUUGGCAACUUGAGUAUGUUGUGCUGCAAAAAAGAAAUGGCCUCAUUGAAUCAAAGGCAGACUAGCUUACUUCUGCAUCAGACUUCGUGUUUAUAUGGUGUUUUGUUCGUGUCUAGAGAUAAUAAAACUGUUUAUACAAAGCUGA
This is a messenger RNA of Lepisosteus oculatus (spotted gar), 1414 nucleotides long. RefSeq names its product ubiquitin-conjugating enzyme E2Ia (gene ube2ia). NCBI's taxonomy places the organism in Eukaryota, Metazoa, Chordata, Actinopteri, Semionotiformes, Lepisosteidae. Gene Ontology annotation, cellular component: nucleus. Gene Ontology annotation, molecular function: SUMO conjugating enzyme activity. The record is from RefSeq and is a predicted model, not a curated record. Gene Ontology annotation, biological process: protein sumoylation.